Molecule: messenger RNA, 837 nt
Organism: Rhizopus microsporus ATCC 52813
Lineage: Eukaryota; Fungi; Mucoromycota; Mucoromycetes; Mucorales; Rhizopodaceae
Exons: 6
Coding region: 1-837 (278 amino acids)
Biological process (GO): endoplasmic reticulum organization; Golgi organization; endoplasmic reticulum to Golgi vesicle-mediated transport
Cellular component (GO): endoplasmic reticulum membrane; Golgi membrane; endoplasmic reticulum-Golgi intermediate compartment
Molecular function (GO): D-mannose binding
Source: RefSeq, a predicted model, not a curated record
AUGAGAACUCACUCUAUUUCAAUGCCAUAUAUUGAUGAUGAACUUCAAAAUAGAUGGUUCGACUUUGGAGGAAAUACCAUCAUUAAUACCAAUCACCACAUUCGCUUAACUUCUACCAAGCAAUCUCAACUGGGUUACUUGUGGUCUCGUUUGCCCUUGAUUGGAGACAAUUUCCAAAUUGAAUUCGAAUUUAAAGUAGAAGGCAGUAGUGGACACCUUUACGGUGAUGGUUUUGCUAUGUGGCUCACAAAACAAAGAAUGACACCUGGACCUGUAUUCGGCUCAGUUGAUAGAUUUGAGGGUAUGGGUAUCUUUUUUGAUACCUAUGAUAAUGAACGAUCUCAUCGUCAUACCUUCCCCUAUGUUAUGGCUAUGCUUAACGAUGGUACUAAAUCUUAUGAUAAUGGUAAAGAUGGAAGUGACACUGAGUUGGCUGGCUGUGAGGCUGAUUUCAGAGCUAAAGGAUUCCCUACACGCGCCAGAUUCACUUAUCACAAAGGAAACUAUGUUCAAUUAGAGUUACAAUGGAGACAAGAGGAUGAAUGGGACCAAUGCUUCAAGAAACACAAUGUUGUUCUUCCUGAGCAAAUUUAUCUUGGUUUUAGUGCGCAUACGGGUGAAGUAACAGAUAAUCACGAUAUUAUUCAGGUCACUACCAAGUCUAUCCCUCCUGCAGUCAAAGAAGCUGCUCCUAGACAAGAAAAGGUCAAAAAGUCAUCUUCGUCAGGAGGUGUGUUGUCUGUUUUAUUCAAAAUGAUGUUGGCAGGAGGACUUGUAGGCAUUCUAUUUGUUGGUUAUCGUUAUUAUGAUCAGAAAAAUAGAAUGAAGAGAUUUUAA